This is a messenger RNA of Pediculus humanus corporis (human body louse), 1155 nucleotides long. RefSeq names its product protein disulfide-isomerase TXNDC10 precursor, putative. Gene Ontology annotation, molecular function: protein disulfide isomerase activity. Gene Ontology annotation, biological process: peptidyl-cysteine oxidation. The record is from RefSeq and is a predicted model, not a curated record. Gene Ontology annotation, cellular component: endoplasmic reticulum. The transcript has 8 exons. The coding region runs from base 1 to 1155 and encodes 384 amino acids. NCBI's taxonomy places the organism in Eukaryota, Metazoa, Arthropoda, Insecta, Psocodea, Pediculidae.
AUGUUUUAUGCUCCGUGGUGUGCUCAUUGCAAAAGACUUGAGCCUAUUUGGAAUCACGUAGCUCAAUCUUUGCAUAGUACAAAUAUAAGAGUUGGAAGAUUAGAUUGUACAAGGUUUACCAAUACUGCAUUAGAAUUUGGAGUUACUGGCUAUCCCACCAUGAUUUUCAUAAAACAAGAUUUAGAAUUUACAUUUAAAGGUGAUAGAACAAGAGAAGAAAUGGUAAAUUUUGCUUUAAGACUUUCAGGACCUCCAGUUCAAAAAAUAACAAAAUCUGAAAGCAUUAGUCAUUUAAAAGCUGUCAAAAAUUUAUUUUUUGUUUAUGUAGGAGAAAUAGAAGGACCUGUUUGGGAAACUUAUUACAAUGUGGCUGAAAGAUUUCAACCCUAUGGUUUUUUCUAUUGUGUAUCUCGACAUUUGACAAAACCUCAUUUCAGCGUAAAAACAGAACCUGCUAUACUUGUAUAUAAAGAAAAUACUAUUUAUUUUUAUGAAGGUGAGUUUGUUUAUCAUGAAAAUGAAAAUUUCAAUUCUUCUCUUCACACUUGGGUUAACGAAGAAAGAUUUUUAACUUUUCCAAAAAUAACAAAAGGAAAUUUAGAUCAAUUUUUUCAAAUAAAUAAAUAUCUUGUGUUGGUUGUUUUGGAGGAAAACAAACUUGAAGAAAUUCCAGCUGAUAUGCUUGAGUUUCGUGAUAUGGUUGAAUCCGUUAUAAGAUCGCAUCGUAUGAGAUAUCAUAAACAUUUUCAAUUCGGUUGGGUCGGAAGUCCUGAUCUUGCUAAUUCCAUAGCAAUGGACAUUUUACCUUUACCACAUUUAAUUGUUGUUAAUUCAACGACUCAACAUCAUCAUUUUCCACAGGAUGAACCUUCGCGUUUAACGACUCAAGCAUUGAUCAUGUUUUUGGAUCAAGUACACAAUCAAUCAGCUCCAGUUUUCGGAGGUAACACUUUGUGCGUACGUUUGUACAGGUUGUAUUUCGAAGCGAAAACUUCUCUUAUGGACAUGUGGCAAGGAAAUCCUGUACUUACUUCUGUUUUAUUCGGACUUCCUCUUGGUUUUCUUAGUUUGAUUUGUUAUUCGAUAUGUUGUUCGGAUAUCAUGGAUGCAGACGAUGAAGAAGAAGAGGAAUUUUUUCACGAGAAGAAGGAAUAA